UUUUUACUGUCCGACACCAAGAGGUACAUGGUGUACUUUUCAGAUGACGACAUUCAGCAGCCGUCUGUGAUUGAAGAAGAGGUUCUCCCUGAGCGACAGGACUGCAGCUCCAGUCUGGACCAGGAGGACCCAGAGCCCCUACACAUUAAAGAGGAACAAGAAGACCCAGAACCCCCACACAUUAAAGAGGAACAGGAGGACCCAGAGCCCUCACACAUUAAAGAGGAACAGGAGGACCCAGAGCCCUCACACAUUAAAGAGGAACAGGAGGACCCAGAGCCCUCACACAUUAAAGAAGAACCAGAGCCCCCACACAUUAAAGAGGAACAUGAGGACCCAGAGCCCCCACACAUUAAAGAGGAACAGGUGGACCAGGAGCCCUCACACAUUAAAGAGGAACAGGAGGACCCAGAGCCCUCACACAUUAAAGAAGACCCAGAGCCCCCAAACAUUAAAGAGGAACAGGAGGACCCAGUGCCCUCACACAUUAAAGAAGACCCAGAGCCCCCACACAUUAAAGAGGAACAGGAGGACCCAGAGCCCUCACACAUUAAAGAAGACCCAGAGCCCCCACACAUUAAAGAGGAACAGGAGGACCCAGAACCCCUACACAUUAAAGAGGAACAGGAGGAACUCAGGAUCAGCCACGAAGGAGAGCAGCUUCAAGAGCUGCAGGAGGCUGGUAUCAAGUUCUCAUUCACUCCUGUGAAGAGUCGAGAUGAUGAAGAGGAAGCUCAGUUCUCAAAUUCCACAAAAACUGACUAUAGAGGGGCAGACCAUUUGAAAACAGAAGCAGAUGGAGAGGAAGUCGGAUCCAGAUCAGAUCCAGAUAGUCCUUUACAACCAACUUCUGAUGAGACUUCACAAUCCUCUGAAUGUGAGAUGGAUACUGACGAUUGGCAGGAGAAUCAGGCACCUCAGUCACAUUUAAACCCUUUGCAAAACAAUGAAGUACCUGUAAGUGACAUCAACCGUAAAGCUGGAAAAGCAUCAGUCAGCGCCUCUGAAUAUGCUGGAAGCUUUGGCCACAAGAGACUGCCGAAGAGACACUCUGAAGCCAAAACAGGGGAGAAACCAUUUAGUUGUUCAGUUUGUGGUAAAACAUUCAGACGUGCAUACACUCUAAAACGACACACAACUGUCCACACAGGGGAGAAAUUAUUCAGUUGUUCAGUUUGUGGUAAAACAUUCGGAGAAGCUCAAAGUCUGAAACGACACUCAACUGUCCACACAGGGGAGAAACCGUUCAGUUGUUCAGUUUGUGGUAAAACAUUCAGAAUAGCGAGCCAACUAAAAGGACACUUAACUGUCCACACAGGGAAGAAACCGUUCAGUUGUUCAGUUUGUGGUAAAACAUUCAGACUAGCAAGACAAGUAAAAGCACACUCAACUGUCCACACAGGGGAGAAAGGGUUCAGUUGUUCAGUUUGUGGUAAAACAUUCAGACAACCGCAAGCUCUGAAAAGACACUCAAUUGUCCACACAGGGGAGAAAGGGUUCAGUUGUUCAGUUUGUGGUAAAACAUUCAGACAACCGCAAGCUCUGAAAAGACACUCAACUGUCCACACAGGGGAAAAACUAUUCAGUUGUUCAGUUUGUGGUAAAACAUUCAGGGUAGCGAGACAACUAAAAGUACACUCAACUGUCCACACAGGAGAGAAACCGUUCAAUUGUUCAGUUUGUGGUAAAACAUUCAGAAUAGCGAGCUGUCUAAAAGAACACUCAACUGUCCACACAGGGGAGAAACCGUUCAGUUGUUCAGUUUGUGGUCAAACAUUCGGACAAGCAAGAAGUCUGAAAAGACACUCAACUGUCCACACAAGAAAAACUAAAUAGUCGUUCAGUUUUCUAUAAAAGAUUCUCUCUUCUCUGAUUUAAAAAAAUCACAAUUGUAUUGAUGAGAUCAUCAUAAAUAAAUGAGAUGUGGUUAAAUACUUAAAAACUGGAAUGGUUGAUACAAACUCCACAAUACGUUUUUUAGCUAAACUGAAGCUGCACAUCAAUUUAAAUUCUUUGGCCUCUCAUGAUGCCUCCUGCCUGGUGGGCCGGCCUCCUGGCUCCGUGGCCCUGUUGAUGCCCCUCCCUCUCCUCUCUACCUCCUUCUGUUUUCAAGGAUUGGGGAGUUUUGGAUCGUGGUCCAUGCCUAGUACGAACUAUUCAUACAUUCUGUCUUAUUCAUUGAAUGUGUUUAUGUAACGCUGAUGUUUGGCCAAAGGUCAAGGAUGUUGUAUUUUUACAGAUUUCAAAGCCCUCUGAGGCAAAAAAGGGAUUUUGGGCUAUAAAAAAAUAA
Messenger RNA from Pseudoliparis swirei, 2290 nucleotides. RefSeq names its product zinc finger protein 79-like. Gene Ontology annotation, cellular component: nucleus. Lineage: Eukaryota; Metazoa; Chordata; Actinopteri; Perciformes; Liparidae. The transcript has 2 exons. The record is from RefSeq and is a predicted model, not a curated record. Bases 28 to 1836 code for a protein of 602 amino acids.